AUGUCUUCUGAACGAACGAUCCCAGCAGAACUGCAGCAAUAUAUAGAUCAAGCGGUUUCAAAAUUACCUGGCAACAGUAGCUGGUCAUUUAUACAAGGCUUUUUGUUAGGUCAGCUUACCAUUGUAAUUUUGAUUCUCGCUUUUAUAAAAUUCAUGCUGUUAGAAAAAGCCACAAAGCAACAAAAGCGUCGUCUUCCCAUACAAAUGCCAAUUAAUCCGAAAACAGCUUCUGUAUCGCCUGCUUCGACCAUUCUUUCUAAAACGUUAUAUGAUCCUAAGUAUCAUCUACCUGAAUCAACUGAUUGGCUUAAUGUUCUGCUAGCACAAGCUAUAUAUCAAUAUAGAGAAGAAGCGAAGACAGACAAUCGUUUAGUACGUUUUGUUGAUGAAAUAUUGAAUGAUGGUGUCAAGCCCGAUUUCAUGGGGCCGAUUGAAGUUACACGUCUAGACAUUGGUGAAGAAUUUCCUAUCUUCAGUAAUGCUCGAAUACGACCGACUGAAACAAUGAGCAGAAUGCGAGUCGAAGUUGACUGUGAUUUCAGUGACCAAAUUACUCUUGGUGUAAAUACUCAAAUUCUAAUCAAUUGGCCAAAACCACGGAUAGCAGUAUUGCCCAUUUCGCUAGUUCUUUCUAUUGUCAAAUUUGCUGCAACGUAUAACUAUUUUCAUUUAGAUCACUUUGGAAAUAGUGGUGAAUUCAGAGUCUUCCUUUAUCGUUGUCUCAUCGCUUCCGGACUUCGUACUGGAGUUUAA
Messenger RNA from Dentiscutata heterogama, 753 nucleotides. NCBI's taxonomy places the organism in Eukaryota, Fungi, Glomeromycota, Glomeromycetes, Diversisporales, Gigasporaceae. The record is from the annotation of a GenBank genome assembly.